Messenger RNA from Hydractinia symbiolongicarpus, 2371 nucleotides. Its product is annotated as ras-GEF domain-containing family member 1B-like. Gene Ontology annotation, cellular component: plasma membrane. Gene Ontology annotation, biological process: Ras protein signal transduction; positive regulation of GTPase activity. The transcript is spliced from 6 exons. The record is from RefSeq and is a predicted model, not a curated record. The coding region runs from base 294 to 1838 and encodes 514 amino acids. NCBI's taxonomy places the organism in Eukaryota, Metazoa, Cnidaria, Hydrozoa, Anthoathecata, Hydractiniidae. Gene Ontology annotation, molecular function: guanyl-nucleotide exchange factor activity.
UUGAUAGCUUUUCCUGAUUUCCUCUUUUCUUGUCCAAGAUAAGCAAAUGAAGAGCUUUGUAUUCUAUGGAGAUAUAAUGACUUCAUUGUAGUUCUUUUGAUUUGCUCUGAUUAACAACCAUCUAUUUAAUAAAGAGAGCUAUUUUUAUGAUUACGAAAACUAGAUUGGUUGGCAGUUAUGUUAACUUUUAUUUCUGAAGUGAUUUAUGUUACACAAAGCUACUAGCGGAGAAAAACACGCGAAGAAGAACUUCUAUAAUUAUCAACUGGGCGGAAGUUUGACUCGAUUACUAUAUGAAUACAUACACAGACAGUUUCUCUGGUUAUGUCGUCCGAUCUUCGCCUCGUGUCGAGGUAGCACCAAGAGGGAGCUCCACCCUCCCUAGAAACAUCAGCCAUGCUGUCAAUCAGGCGCAUGCGCAGCCAAAUCAACAAUCUACUUUCGGUUUCAAAGAAGCCAUUAAAAGCAAAGCUACCAUAUUUGGGACAUUAUUUCGACCAAGAAAGCGAAGAGAAAAGAAGGGGAAUAUAGUGGACGUUCCACCACAAGCUAACUUUACUCUUACCACACAUGACAAGACGUUAAACUACCACAACGGAAAAGUCGUCAGUGGAAAGCCACAAGAUCUUAUAUCUUUGUUAGUUCCAACGCAUGACUAUUAUCCAGAACCUAACUAUAUUUUUACAUUUCUCUUAUGUGUACGUCUUUUCAUGCCCCCUGUCCAAGUUCUUCAGAAAGUGGCAGAUGUAGUUGAAAAAUCGAUCGAAGAGGAUAGUGAACACAGAAAAGAGAUUGCGAAAAACUUCAUGUUACUCUUAGUAGAGUGGAGCGAAAAUUUCCCAUUUGAUUUUAAAUGUAAGAACAUGAUGAAAGAGUUCGGCAGAUGCAGCAAAAUUUGCACAAAUGCGAAACCUGCACUUACGUCGUCAGUCAAUAUGAUUACAAAAUUUUUAGUACAAAAAUUUCAGGAAUUAUUAACAUACGUUGAAGUAUCGAAAGAAUUUCACAUCCAGUGUGACGAGGAAGAUAAACAACUCUCUGAUGUAUGUCGUGACCCUGUCGAAUUUGCGGAAAAUUUAACGAUAUUAGAACUUGAAAAGUUAUCGCAAAUCGGCGCCGAACAGUUUGUGGAGAAAUUUAUUGCGCAAGAUAUGACGUGUAGUCAGUUAGAUUUGACGUCGACGGCGACGAUUUCUUGUCUUGAACUUUACGUAGCAUGGUUUAACCGCUUGAGUUAUCUCAUCGCAACUGAAAUUUCCAUGUGCCCGAUAAAGAAAGAUCGUGUAAAACUCGUGAACUUUUUUAUCGAAGUGGGUAAGUGUUGUUUUAAAAAAGCUAAUUUUAACUCUCUUAUGGCCAUCAUCGUCGGCUUAAAUAUGAACGCUGUAGCGCGCAUGCGCAGAACAUGGCUAAAAGCCAAUCAAAGUCUGUUUAGAAAACUCGAACAGGAAAUGUCGCCAGAAAGUAAUUUUCGUCGAUACAGGGACACUUUGAAUGAACGGCUGAAGAAUCGAGACAAAGAUUACGUCAUACCAGUGUUUUCAAUAUUGGUGAAGGACAUCUAUUUUCUUAAUGAAGGUAUAAAAGACCGACUUCCUAACGACCUUAUAAACUUCGAAAAAUUUUGGCAGCUUUCCGAGCAAAUUAAAGAUGUUAUCUUUCUGAAGAAUAAAAAGUGCGAGUAUUCAAAGAACGAAGCAAUCAUGGACUACUUGAAAAACACACCAGUGUGUAAUGACGAAGGUAUCUACAAAUCUUCGUUCGAGGUUGAACCUCCUGAAACGAACUUCGAAAGAGCUCGUUAUAAAUCUGUGCGGAUUAAAAUCGGUAACAGGUAACUCUACCGUUUGCUAAAUUACGCGAUAUUUGAUAUUCUUCGAUGGUGACCGAUAUUGAUUCGGUAUUGCUUGAUGCUUGUUACAAGUCAGUAAUACAACUGAUGGGUGCCAGCUGAAUUGAUAUUAAAAUCUUCUAUAUUUACUUGAAUCUAAGUCGAUAUUCCUCGAUAUUGACUCGAUGUUUCUUAAAUGCAGAACAAUUUUUUUCUUCAAAACUGUUUAGUGGUUUGCAGAGUCUGCAGCUAUCAUAACUUAUACAUUUAUUUAUUUAUUUAUUUGUUGCGCUUUUCAAAGAAAUCAGUUACUUUACGCCUCGUUGAUUGUAAAUGACUAUAAAUACGCUGCCAUGGUAACUAUAUUCAACAAAAAAAUUAAAUUAUACACUGGUAAUAAAAUACAUUUUUAAUCUUAUUAUUUAUCUUGUAUAUAUUGUAUUUUUUAAAUUAUAUAACUUAAAAUGUAAAGCUCGUGUUAAUUAACCCGCGUCAGUCGCGUGGAAUAACCCGCGUCAAUCGCGUUGGAUAACACACCUA